CCCGCCCCCCCCCCGCCUCUCGCUCUCUCUCUCUCUCAAACGUUCUGAAGCGGUUCUUGCAGCCAGCCGUCAAUGGCUUCCCAAGAAGCACAAAUCGCCUCCCUCCGCCACUACGAGCUACGUCUCCUUCGCUGCUCUCUACCCCCUCCUCCACCCCCCCAAUCCUCAUACCAACCCCGCGAUAACGAUCCUACACAUCCUACCCUCCUCAUCAUCAACGACGUAGUCACUUCAAUCGAGGCGGGAGAUUACGUCGGAGCCCUAUCCUCCGCCGCUGCACGAACCGCCUUCAAAUUCCCGUCCCUAUCAUCCCUGGAAGACUCCCCCGACCGUUUUUACUCCGAACUACUGCUUGAACGCGUCGAGUCGUUCUUGUUUGCUGACGAGUCUGGUAACGAGAUAGAUACCCUGUUCAAGGCGUUAUUGUUGAUGGCCAUUGCCGUCGCCGCCUUUCUGGCCUGCACUCAGUGUAACAUGACUGGACCUUUUGAGAAGUUCCCUACAUUGCCUAUUGGGACAUUUGAGGGCGGUGAUGGAGGCACAGGAGGUGCAGAAUGGGAAGGGUGGGCACGAAAUCAGCUUAUGGCUGCUGGGUCUGACUUGCUUGGGAAAUUCUCUAAUCUUCAGUACAUAGUUUUUGCCAAGAUCUUGCUCACGAAGUUGAAAGAUUUGUUGUCAGAAGGGAAACUUUCUUCAAUAGAUGGAAUUAGAAGCAUUUCGUGGUGGCUUGCUAGGCUCAUGCUCCUCCAACAGAGAAUGUUGGAUGAGCGGUCGUCUUCUUUGUUUGAUCUUUUGCAAGUAUAUACACUUGAGACUUUACAGUGUUUUGGUACUUCGGAGAAAGUAAAAAGUUACUGGGGUACCGAGUUACAGGAAAGGGAGGCUGCAACUAUUGUGUCAAUGCUUCAUUUGGAAGCAGGAAUGAUGGAUCAUACCUAUGGGCGAGUUGAUUCUUCUAGGAUGCAUUUUGAGUCAGCUGAACUGGAAUCGGGGCUUCAGCUUUCUGUGACUGGUUCUAUGGGUUUUCGCACGGUGCAUCAGGUUGAACCAAAGGCACAACUUCUGCUUGUUCCAAACCCAGUUUCAUCAAAUGAUGUCAUUGACCGGCCUCUAGUAAACCCAGAACUUCACCGAAAUGCACGUCAUCAUCAUGAGAUCUCUGAAGCUUCUGAUGUACUGAUGACCCCAAGAUUCAUAGAGGAGGAUAAAAGCUCUGAAAAUAGUCCAAAAGGCCCAGGAAAUGGUGUUAUUCAGGCUGCCCCACUGGAGGCAAUCCAACAGGCAGUUAUAUUGGCACAAUGUCUUUAUGUAGAGAAAAGCACUCCACAUGAUGAAAUGCAAAGGUGGGAGAUGGCGCCAUACAUAGAAGCGGUGGAUUCUCAGCUAUCCUCUCCCUUCGUAAUUAGUCAUUUUUGUGACAUCUUCCGGAUUCGAUGGGAGUCAACUCGUAACCGUACAAAGGAGCGUGCUUUGCUGAUGAUGGAGAAACUGGUCCAGGAUGUCUAUGAAUCUUCUCCUGGUGUUGUACCAAGGAUUUAUUAUUGUUUUGGAGCUUAUAUUCCUACAAUUCCUGCUCUGCGGAAAGAAUAUGGCGAGCUUUUAGUGAGUUGUGGCUUGAUAGGGGAGGCUGUUAAAGUUUUUGAGGAUCUAGAAUUGUGGGACAAUCUGAUAUAUUGCUACCGCUUGUUAGAGAAAAAAGCAGCAGCUGUAGAACUUAUUAAAAUGCGGCUGGCUGAAAUGCCUAAUGAUCCGAGGCUAUGGUGUUCAUUGGGUGACGUUACAAGUGACGAUGCCUGCUAUGAAAAAGCCCUAGAAGUGUCGGGCAACAGGUCAGCUCGAGCAAAGCGAUCUCUUGCUCGCAAUGCAUACAACAGGGGGGAAUAUGAGAAAUCUAAAAUACUAUGGGAGGCUGCCAUGGCAUUGAAUGCUUUGUACCCAGAUGGUUGGUUUGCACUUGGAGCUGCUGCCUUGAAGGCAAGGGAUGUUGUGAAGGCAAUGGAUGCGUUUACGUCAGCUGUUCAGCUUGAUCCUGAUAAUGGAGAAGCUUGGAACAAUAUAGCUUGUUUGCACAUGAUUAAGAAGAAGAACAAAGAGGCUUUCAUUGCAUUUAAAGAAGCACUGAAGUUCAAGAGGAAUAGCUGGCAGUUGUGGGAGAAUUUCAGCCAUGUUGCUGCAGAUGUUGGCAAUCUUAGUCAGGCACUGGAAGCAACGAAGAUGGUGUUGGAUAUAACUAGAAAUAAAAUAAUUGAUGCACAGUUUUUAGAGAGGAUGAUGCUGGAGAUUGAAAGGCGGGCUAUAACUAGCCAUUCUCAAUUGCAUGUUGGCACAUGCGAUGAUAAGGAUACCAACUACGAUAAGGAUACCAACCAAACUCUGUCUGUUAAUUCUUAUACCGGUUCUGCUAAUGGAUCGACUGAUCCAGAAGUUGUGCUGGUUAAAACACAAGAAACUGAUCUUUUGGUGGAGUUGCUUGGGAAAAUUUUACGACAGGUUGUUCAAAGUGGUGGAGGAUCCGAGAUUUGGGGAUUAUAUGGAAGGUGGCACAAACUUAAAGGUGAUCUCUCAAUGUGCUCUGAGGCCCUUCUAAAGCAAGUUAGGUCAUACCAGGGGUCUGAUUUGUGGAAAGACAGAGAUCGGUUUAAGAAGUUUGCACAUGCUUCAUUGGAACUUUGUAACGUGUACAUGGAGCUUUUUUCUUCUACUGGUGGUCGUAAGGAACUCUUUGCAGCUGAGAUGCAUUUGAAGAAUACUAUUAAACAGGGCGGGAGUUUUUCCGAAAUGGAAGAGUUCAGGGAUCUUCAGGCUUGUCUUGAAGAGGUGCAGAUGAAAUUGCAAGCAAGUUCGGCGUGUUCUGCUUAGGUAUCUGACCUGAGAACAUCUCUUUCCGGAAUCUUGUUCACUUUCUGAUGAUGGGACGAAACCACUAGUACGGUGUUGCAUUUCGUGGAUAUGUUAAGGAUCGUGCAGGAUUGUGAAGUGGUGGUGAAAUUUUUCUCUUUGAUUGCUAUCCUUCCAAGUUUUGCCGUAUGUCCCCGAAAUUGAUAGAUUGGGGGAAUCUAGAGCAUAAAGGUAAGAAAAAAACACAUGACAGCACCAAAGGCAGCACUUGAAAAUUAUCAUGACUGCGAAGAGGUCCUCCCUCUCGAGUAUGUUUUGGAAAAUCGCAGCUGAAUAGUCGAGUCCCGUUAUUGACAAGCUUGUGGAAGCUUAUUGUUUAUUAUGAUUGUGGUGAGGAAAUAAGAAAUAUUUUAAAUUCAAUUUGAAGAUGGCCUUUGCUCUC
Rhododendron vialii is the source of this 3280-nucleotide messenger RNA. RefSeq lists its product as uncharacterized. The coding region runs from base 73 to 2859 and encodes 928 amino acids. Gene Ontology annotation, molecular function: protein binding. The transcript has 21 exons. Lineage: Eukaryota; Viridiplantae; Streptophyta; Magnoliopsida; Ericales; Ericaceae. The record is from RefSeq and is a predicted model, not a curated record.